AUGGCGGUCCCAACGCUCAUCAAGGAAACCUACCGCAUGGUCAACCCUGGCGCCCCCCUUCCCUUUCCCCCCGGUCCCGGCAAACAAGGACCAGUAGGUCUACUCUGCCCAGUAUGCGAUACCCCGAUGAUCUAUUCAAGGGCGAAUACCGAUUCCUGGCUCAUUGGGGCAAGUGAAGCGCUCCAAUUCAUUGACUUGAUGAUUACUUACGCAUUUCAAAUCACAUCACAGUGCCCAACCCCCGCGAACAAUCACAACUGGAAAACCUGGCGGUGCGAUCAACUUAAUCAUGAACUCGCCCUCAUCAACCUCGGUGCACCCAGACCAAUCAUUUCGAAAGAAGGCGACUGGGGUCCCCGUAUAUCGCCUUCCGGACAAGUCCUUACGCCUGCCCCUGAACGGAAUCCCGGACAUCCUUACCAUCCCUUCUUGAAUUGUUUAGGAACCCCUGCAAACACGCCAAAUGGACGAGCACCCAGUUUGGGUUUUGUGAUUAACUUGACGGUAGGAAUACCGUGCUUGUUGACAGACUGCCUCUCCCAGUAUUGCCUCGGAUGCUGUCUACAAUACGGCACCCCGCUUUGCCGAAAACACCCUCGCCCGACUCGCAGCUCCACUCCUUUGGAUAUUCCUGACCCACUGGUCAAUCGCAUGGCUCAUUCGAGCGUCCACGCUCUUAAUGAGCCCACACCCCGAGGCAAAUCUAAAGGUACGGCAUCACAGGCUCGCCAUCACCAAUGGGCCCAAACCUCAAACUCUCUUGGACGACGUGUGCCGCAAGAAGCGAUGGCAAUGUUCCAGAACCAUCGCGAGCAACGAGAUGAAGCCGCCCAACGUCAGGCCGCGAGUCUCAUCGAUGAGAGCAAGCUAGUGAUGAUUGAAUUAUGGCUGAAUGAAGUAAAACCUAAGACAAUCACUGUGUUGUUUCCGUUUUGGCCAAAAGCUUGUUUUGGGGAAAGUCCUCUUUUGGUGCAAGCGCUGCAGUCAGCCAAUGGGCCCAAUUGGAAUCGAGCAAUUAUCUUUUGGGAUGAGAAGAUCACUGCAUGGCGCGAUACCCUAGACAGUUACCCGCAUUGCUUCUCAGCCCACCAACGAACAAUCGUGGUGCGACUCCCUUCGGUCGAAGUCCCGCUGAGUGCCCUUCCCUCGUCUACCAAGGCUUCCCCAUCAAAAUCCCCCGUCUCUGCCUUUAUAUCAUCAAUGGAAUUACCCCCAAUCUGCGACCUGCCCUCUUCCCCCAGAACCGGUUCGGAAAGUACCUCGACGGGCCGACUAACCCGUGCUGGCACAGAACCAACACAAAAUGCCAAUACCAAAGCUGAACUCCAAGCUCAACCAACUACCACGACCGGGUUAGACAGUAUACAGAGCCAGACUACACCCGUCCCCAGCCUCUCCAUCUCACAGGAGGGUGCCCCUCCUGCCACACCACCGAACGCCAUCAUGAUCGAUUUAACAGACUCCCCCGACCAAGUACAUAACGAAAUCGACACACAGGCCAGCAAGCCACAGUUGCUGAAGCUCGUUCAUUCUUUCACAAAGAGUUCAACCGAGUGGCUAAACUUCACCAUAAACGACGCGUACAGUCUAUUUGAGCAUAGAUACGCCUAUUUCAAAUCUUGCGUGAUCGUUAAUCAGAACGGUCUUCAUGGCAUCAGUUUGAAGAUUGCCGCGAAGAGGGACGAGAGUGAAUUACAAGAAAAUCGCCCUUACAGACUCGAUGGACCAGUUGGCGUCUGGGGUCCUGAUGACCGCCCUAUGCUCUUUGAGGAUUUUCCAAACACCAUUGAGAUUGACGAUGCUGAAGUACGCCCCCAAUGUAUGGUUAACAAAGUGUUGGCGCAAGGUCUUGGUCAGAUCGUUGAAUGGUCAACCAGGCAAACCUGUGGAGCACCCGUGGAAGUGAUCAAAGUCAUGCAUCGUUGUUGGAAUUCUACGGUCAGCGAUAAUAAAUCAUCCUACUCAUCAUCAUUCCCCAAUUCAUCCGUCUAUAUUUACGAUACUUUAUUGUUUCCGUCCAUCACAGCGAACUCGGCGUGUUGA
Messenger RNA from Melampsora larici-populina 98AG31, 2043 nucleotides. RefSeq lists its product as uncharacterized. Lineage: Eukaryota; Fungi; Basidiomycota; Pucciniomycetes; Pucciniales; Melampsoraceae. The transcript has 7 exons. The record is from RefSeq and is a predicted model, not a curated record. The coding region runs from base 1 to 2043 and encodes 680 amino acids.